Messenger RNA from Phialemonium atrogriseum, 1799 nucleotides. RefSeq names its product general substrate transporter. The transcript is spliced from 9 exons. Lineage: Eukaryota; Fungi; Ascomycota; Sordariomycetes; Cephalothecales; Cephalothecaceae. Gene Ontology annotation, molecular function: carbohydrate:proton symporter activity. Gene Ontology annotation, biological process: carbohydrate transport; transmembrane transport. Bases 223 to 1725 code for a protein of 500 amino acids. Gene Ontology annotation, cellular component: membrane. The record is from RefSeq and is a predicted model, not a curated record.
UGAAAAAUCCCUGCCGGGGUUUCAUUCCACCACGAGGCACGAUAGGCAGAUAAACAUUAUAAUCCCCAACCACCAGCAUCAAAUCCGGCAAUCCUCGCUGCUGAUCUCGACCACCCUCGACAUAAUUAAGACCUCGCUCACCUCUCCACAAGUGUGUUGGGAGAAAUACAGCUUCGACAUCUCCACAUCUCCUAACCUCUUCCCCUGGACUGUUGGGCAGCCAUGAAGGACAACGGCUGGAUCAGCAAGCCAUUCCUGACUUCCCUAUUCCUGGGAAUCGGCGGCUUUCUCUAUGGCUUCGACUCGGGAAUCAUCACCCCCAGUCUGGCCUUGAAGUCAUUCCUGGUUUACUUCGGCAACCCUGACGCUCCUCUCCGGGGUGCCAUCGUCUCCGUCUACCAAGCUGGAGCGUGGCUCGGCAGCGCCUCGGUCGGUAUCACCAGCGACAGGUUCGGUAGACGCAGGGCAAUCGCCUUCGGAUGCGCCUUCGGUGUUGUUGGGGGGGCCCUGAUGGCCGGAGCCGCCCAUGUUGCCAUGCUCAUUAUUGGCCGUCUCUUGGUCGGGUUCGCCGUCGGUACUAUCACCGGUGUCGCUCCCGUCUUCGGCGCCGAGAUCGCAAAGACCGAGGAACGUGCCAAAAUUACGGCUUGUAACCAAAUGAUGGCCGCCUGGGGAUUCUUCGUUGCGCUGUGGACAGGAGUAGGCGAAGGCAAAUGGAACAACGCCCACCAGUGGAGACUGGGCUUUGCCAUCCAGGCCCUUCCGGCGCUCAUCCUCGGCAUUGGCGUGCUCCUCAUUAACGAGUCGCCACGGUGGCUGUGCCUAAAGGGCCGCCAUGCGGAGGCCGAGAAGGCGUUCCGCGGCUACCACUACAACGGGACCAACGACGAGUGGUGCGACACCGAGUUUUCGCUCAUCCAGGCCAACAUCGCCGAAGAGCUCGAGGCCCAGGGCCGCCUCUCGUGGGCGGACCUCUUCCGGAUCGCCGCCUUCCGGAGGCGCCUCUUCGUCGGGUCCUUCGUGUGGGCCGCCGCCAUGCUGUCGGGCAUCUCCUUUGUGCAGUACUACCAGACCGCCAUCUACGCGACCCUCCAGUUUGAGCAGAGCCAGCAGCUGCUCGUCAGCGGCCUGUACGGGACUGUCGGGCCCGUAGCCUGCAUUAUCUCUCUCUUCUUCGUCGACCGCAUCGGCCGCAAGAAGAUCCUCGUUACCGCCUCGUCGCUGCUUUCGCUCUGCUACAUGAUCAUCACCAUCAUUGCCGCCGUCUACCCAGCGCUUCCCGGCCAGCCCACGAACGCUGCUGCUCAGCGUGGUCUCAUUGCCUGUAUCUUCGCCGUUUCGGCCACCUACUCGGCCCUGUUGGGUCCGAUGACCUGGAUCAUUCCUCCUGAGGUCUUCACCACAGAGCUGCGAGCCAAGGCAAACGCCCUGGUGCAGGUCAUCCAUUACUCCAUCAGCUUGAUCAUCACCCAGUGCUCGCCCAUUGCGCUGGCGGCGGUCGGCUGGAAAUACUAUAUUCUUUUCAUCCUCACCAACGCGCUCUGUGCACUCGUCUUUGCGUUUGCGUAUCCGGAGACUAGAGGUAAAUCGCUGGAGGAGAUUGGCGAGAUUUUCGGAGACAUCCAGGUCGUCCGCGAUCCCCACAUGAAGAUGCCCCUGAACGAGAAGGCUACUUCCUCGAGCUUGGACGGCCACGCCAGCAAGACGGAAGUCGCGGGUGUCUGAUGCGAUGCGCCUGGGGGCCAUGGCAAAGGCUGCUACUCGUACCGGUAGCCCGCUUGUCGUGCGUAGGAGGAGGG